AUGUUUUGCGUCCCACCCUUACAGGCAGGAGGUUUUUGAAAUCACUGAGAAGCUUCUGUAAUAGGAAAGCUGUGGCUUGGCUUACACCAUGCCCUGACCUUGUUUCCCGAACUUCAUCCCGCUGUGUUUGUGUUCCUGUUUUAGUAAGCAGUUCUCACUUAUAAAAAUGCUGCUCACCCCAGAGCGAAGAAGGCCACAGCGCGUCCUCUACUAAGUCCCUGCUUUGCCUCCCAUCUGUUUUUACACAGCUCUCACGAGACUGGCCAGGUGUGGACAACAGCGUUUCCAGGCCCCCUUUGUAUGGUGCUGCUUGCUGGGAUGGCGUUUGGGAGACUGAGUCUUCCGCAGCUGCUGCUUGCUGGCGUCGUGGGAAUUGCUGGAGGAAUAUACAUCUAUCAGCCAAUAUUUGAACAAUAUUCCAGAGAUCAAAAGGCGUCAAAAAAGAAGGUGGAAUUAACAGAAGAAUCGGAAGAGAAGAGAAGUUAAUGCUGCAUGGAGUUGAAUUGUAAUAACUGCCUGGAGUUCUGUUGGGCUUAACAAGAAGGAACCUCAUAAAAUUUACAUAUGCAUUUUAAAUAUAAAUCAUAGAUAAUGAUUGUAGGUGAUUUUUAAAA
Molecule: messenger RNA, 614 nt
Organism: Octodon degus (degu)
Lineage: Eukaryota; Metazoa; Chordata; Mammalia; Rodentia; Octodontidae
Gene: Pigbos1
Product: PIGB opposite strand 1
Exons: 1
Coding region: 301-486 (61 amino acids)
Source: RefSeq, a predicted model, not a curated record